AUGAGCUCUCGACCAGCGACACCAUGCGAAGCACGAAAUUCGACUGAGGAUCAUGGAUCCGCCUCAGAUGGAGGCUGCGUUCCUCCAGAUUACAGAAAGGCGCUUAAGGUCCAUUUCGACGAACUCUACCCGCACUUGGUCCGCCACUUGACUCGAUCUUCGAUCGACGCGCGACCAAGAACGCGGCAGAAGAUCAGCCAAGCAACGGAGGAACAGCUUUGGGAGCUGUCUACCGAUGUUUACGAUGAGUUUAUGAGGCGGAUGUCGUUACAAGGUGCUAAGUUCCUUCCCGCACAAGAAGGGUACCAUCCAAAGCGGAAUGCCGCUCGCCAGAAACUAGCGUCCUUACCGGACGAACGGUUCGAAGUCCUUUGCGGAGACGUGUUCCAGGAAAUAUCAAGGCGGUACCCUGAAUUCUAUGACUGCGAAAGCAGCGACUCGAGCAGCGAAACGGGCCUUGCAUUCAGCUGUUGGCUUAUGCGCCAAGAGUUUCCUCGAGGGCUCCAGCGAGCGCGAUUCCCUAACAAGCUUCGGGCUACUGCUCCUGCAUACGGCACGGCGUGUCAGGCAGUCGAAGAGAAGCCUGUGGUUGCGUACCAGGAUGGAUCUGAACUAGGCACGACACAUUCAGUGGUGACUAACUCAGACCACUCCGAAGAGACAUUGAUAGCGUCGAUCUCUCAAUCUGAAAAACCUCGCCAAACGACUCCUUCGCGAAGACAGCGAGGAAAGUAUGGUUUAUGCAACCUACGCCCUGCUUGGUUGCAACGGCUUUGGAAAGUCUUGCAUCACCAGCCCCAGACCACAGCUCGCGCUCAGAACGAGGUAAAGGAAGGUAGCCAACCAGCAGCCGACAGUUCAAGACGGCAGAAACUUUGCCUUGUCGGCAGAUUAGGACUAGCCUUACACUCGCUAUCUUGUUUCGUCAAACCUCGGUUGCCUCCUGAGUAG
Molecule: messenger RNA, 951 nt
Organism: Pleurotus ostreatus (oyster mushroom)
Lineage: Eukaryota; Fungi; Basidiomycota; Agaricomycetes; Agaricales; Pleurotaceae
Product: component of the polarisome
Exons: 6
Coding region: 1-951 (316 amino acids)
Cellular component (GO): cell cortex of growing cell tip; actomyosin contractile ring
Molecular function (GO): MAP kinase scaffold activity
Source: RefSeq, a predicted model, not a curated record